AUGACCUCUGUCAAGCUCUACCCCCCCUCAAAGCCGGCAGCCGCAGCAAGUAGCCCUCUCCCCCAGCUGCUCCAGACGCCGUCGGGCUUGGCCCUGCUCGAACUCCAGGGCUCAGUCAACCUGCCGUCGGACUCGGACGGCACGCCGCUGCAGGGUGUCGAGAUCGGGAAGCUCGACUUCCCCGACUACGUCGCGGGCGUCGGAGGUUCUGCCUGGAUGAAGCGCGUCCACCUCUACAUUGGCCAGCACCAGCGUCUGACGGGCGAGGUCAAGAAGCUGCCCAAGGCCUUAGCCGUGGUGCGCCGGCGGGAGAAUCAAUGGCGCGAGAGCUCGGACGGCCCCGUUCAGGAGCAGGGCGACAACCUCGAUGUGGUGGAGAUUAUCAAGUACAAACUGAUGUUUUCAAAUCGACCUGAGCCAGUCGGCACGGCAAACGCAACAUAA
This is a messenger RNA of Hirsutella rhossiliensis, 444 nucleotides long. RefSeq names its product ctf8 domain-containing protein. Gene Ontology annotation, biological process: mitotic sister chromatid cohesion. Bases 1 to 444 code for a protein of 147 amino acids. The record is from RefSeq and is a predicted model, not a curated record. Gene Ontology annotation, cellular component: Ctf18 RFC-like complex. NCBI's taxonomy places the organism in Eukaryota, Fungi, Ascomycota, Sordariomycetes, Hypocreales, Ophiocordycipitaceae. The transcript has a single exon.